Molecule: messenger RNA, 4252 nt
Organism: Thalassophryne amazonica
Lineage: Eukaryota; Metazoa; Chordata; Actinopteri; Batrachoidiformes; Batrachoididae
Gene: ccdc85cb
Product: coiled-coil domain containing 85C, b
Exons: 8
Coding region: 598-1887 (429 amino acids)
Cellular component (GO): apical junction complex
Source: RefSeq, a predicted model, not a curated record
CUACGUCUUGAUUGGUCGUCUUGGCCGAAAUCCUCUUGCGUGAUUUCAAACUGGAGCGGAGGAGGAGCAGAGUAGCAGUGAGGAGGUUCGCUGCGAAGCGGAGCUGGAUUUGGAAGAAAGGUCCGUGAACUCAUCACCGGCUCCGCGCUGCUGACGGCGUUUAUCACAGAACGGUUUUAUUUUGUAUGAUUUUUUUUUUUUAAAUGGGCUUAAAUCACAGUUAAUAAUUGUGUAACCAUUUGAGUUUAUAGUGUUUUCUCUUUUUCUGUCGGGUGUCCAAAGACGAUGUUGCGCUGAUAGGACGAAGCGUCGGGAAUCGAAACCUGAUUGGAAAUCGUUACCAAUCGAUUAAAACGUUUCUUCACCGUGGGUAAAAUGUGAGUAAAAGAAUAUCAGGAUUUUUGUUCCUUAUAUUUACGAACAAUUCUGGAUAUUAAUUAAAGAUUUUAAUUAAUUGGAAACAAAGACUCGGGUUGCCAUGACAUCGCACUGAUAUGAAAAAUUCCGGCCUGUUGAAAGAGAAAAUAUUCUGGACCAUGUGUUUGAGCAGUUCUCCAGCGGAGGCUUGGUUAGUUUAGAAUCAGAAGCAAGUUUAUCAUGGCUAAAAACCCCUCUGAGGACGACCUGAGCCAGCUGACGGACGAGGAGCUGCUGCGGUGCAGCAAAGAGGAGCUGGUCCGCAGGCUGAGGAGGGUCGACGCGGAAAAGAUGAACUUGAUGAUCGAACAUGGCAACAUGAUGAAAGACAUCAACCGGCGGCUGCAGGUGCACCUGCACGAAAUCCGGACCCUGAAGGACAUCAACCAGAAGUUGCAGGACGACAACCACGAGCUGCGGGAGCUCUGCUGCUUCCUGGACGACGACCGGCAAAAGGGCAAGAAACUGUCCCGGGAGUGGCAGCGCUUCGGCCGCUACACCGCCAGCGCCAUGUGGAAGGAGGUGGGCACCUACAUGAUGAAGCUGAAGGAGCUGGAGGCCAAUCAGGACACGGUGAUGCGCGAGAACUCCGAGCUGAAGGAGAUCAUCCUCAUGCUGGAUGAGGAGCGGAACGGGGCCGGUUCCAGGAGCUCCAUAGACAGUCAGUCCAGUUUGACCAACCUGAACGGGGGCACCGGCACGGUUCGAGAUGUCGGGGACGGCAGCAGCACGUCCAGCACGGGUAGCGCUGGUAGUCCGGAUCACCACAAUCACAACCACAUCAACAAGCCCGCUACCGAAAGCAGCAAGCUGGGUCCUACCAUGAGAAGGUCCAUGGAUGAUCUGUCAGCGCCGCACCAUCACAGGAGCAUCCCCAACGGGCUGCAUGAUUGUUCCGUCCUGCAGCAGAGGAUGAAGCUGUCUGCGACUCAAAACGCAUCGGCCGCUUUACUCCAACCGUAUUCCUCCUCCAACUACAUCAGACAGCUGGAGAAUAAAGUGCGGAUCCUGGAGGAUGAUAACAAUAAGCUCCUGUCACAGGCUCAUAGCCGUUAUAGCUUAUCACAGAUACAGACGAGAAAGCAGUGUAACCCGGGUGACCUUCGUGCCCUGAGGAAGGGAAUGACCCUGUACCACUCAGAGACCCAGCUGUCCUCUCUGCCCCAGCGCCAAGAUGCCAUGCACAUGGGUACAGGUCGUCUCCCAACCAGUGAGUCAUCACCUGCUACAGGUUACUCGUCGUGCGUCCAGAAACCAGAGGCUGUUGUGCACGCUAUGAAGGUUCUGGAGGUCCACGACAACUUGGACAAACAGACUCCAGAGGAGUACGAGGACGACCUCAGUGAGAAAGAGAAGGCUAUUGUCAGAGAGAUGUGUAACGUGGUGUGGAGAAAGUUGGGCGAUGCCGCCGGAUCAAAGCUGUCCGUCAGACAGCACCUCUCUGGGAACCAGUUCAAAGGGCCCCUGUAGCAUGGCAACCAGCGAAAGAGAGACAGAGAUCAGGAUCUAACUAAAACCACCUGAAUAAACCUGCACCUCCUGCUGCCUCCAGUACCCACAAUUCCUUCUGUAAACACCCUCACAAGACUGAAUUGCAACAUAGAACACAAGAAGCUACAAAGGGACCUUUCAGCAUGUAUAGUGCAAAGCGUUUUUAUCUCGAAAAGCUGGCGAAGUGCGGACGACUGGCAGCUAGAUUCACUGACUGUCCACUUUUCUUCCUCCAUAUGGAGGUUUACAUGAUGAUCUCAGUCUACGAAGAGCCUAGGCUUAGGGAUAAAAUAAAACCUAAACUAUACAAACAGGUCCAUAGAUAUUUCGACAUUGACAGUUUUAGCUAUCUGCCACAUAAUACUUUCGUUGCAAGCAAAUAACAAUCUCAAAGCUUAGCGCUUCAGCUUCACGUUGAGCUGCACGAUGUCAGGAAAAUCACUGUUUACACUGAGCGUCAGCUAUGUUAGCAAUUAAUGGACGUUACCAUUAAAGCUAAAAUAAAGUGAACAAGCGAUAAACUGGCAGAAAUGACAGGUAAAUAAAUCAAUUUGUGCGAUACGAUUAUCAUGGCUGUUAAUAUCUUGAUAAUAUAGUAUUUACGAUAUAUUGUGAAGCCCUACUUCACGUAAUGACAUAAUAAUGAAUUGAAUCCUUUAUGGAGCUCCGUUGGGUUCACACAAAAAGAACCACUGCUCUCGUCAGCUUUGCUUCAUCCUUGUCUAGUUGUUGGGUUCUUCAGCAAUGAACCAUAAGCCUGUUGGACCAUCCUUAGGAAGACAUGCCGUAUAGUUGUAGCGUCAUAGAUAAUAUUCUCCUCAUGAUGAGUUUAAAACGAGCAUCAAACAAGAUGGGCCAACAUGAAAUGAAGCCAAACUGAGAUGAAAUCGUGUCUGGAGUGAACUGUGUUGGACUAUUCGUCUUUUCUGACUCAAAAUCAGGUCGUUCGGUUUCAGCCAUCAAGUUUUGGGAAGGGUUGUUGUGUCUCCUAAGCUCACCAGAUGUCCAGGUACACUUUUAUGAAUUUGUUGUAGCCUGGAAUGUCCUUUUCAACUCUACCAUGUCAUUCACAAAAACCAUAUUCUGGAUGUCUUGAAAUUCAAGGUCGAACCUACACCCUUUUGUUGUUGCAGUUUAUUCCAACUGCAAAAGAGCAAAAGCUGCUAAGGAUGGUGGAAAGGAAAACACAAGCCAUAGCUACUCUAGUGAUAUCCAUGCUGUUUGUGUUUCCUGCCAUUUGUCACAUUUAAAAAACAGAUCUAGCGUACACAUGGCGAACGUUUACAAGCUGAAAGUUGACACUUCAAAGAUCAUUCUAUGCUUUCAACUCUUUAUUCUGUGGCGAAUAGUAAAAACAAUUUGUCAAUAGCCAAAUAUUUAUGGACUUUUUGAGCAUUCAGUUAAUGCUGUUACAUAGUUGAAGCAACGAUCCUACAAGAACAGGGGCAGAAAUCGCCAUGUUGCUGGGAUGUGACGUCAUCAUGGUGGCGGUGUCAUCAGGGUUUGAAAAAAACCUCCCAUAGAGACCCUAGCUUAUGUCAUGUUACGCUUCCUAGUGGUCAAUGAGUAUAAUUAGCAUUAGCCAGCUCAAGUGUUAACCAAGUGAAACCCAUUGUGACCUAGCGCCUUUUGUUCAUAAUAAAAAGAGAGAUCACUGUUAACUUGUGUAUAUUAUGUAAAAAAGCAUAGCAAUACUUCAAUGUUAUUAUUGAUUUUACUUUUGUCUAUUUUAUAUUCUAGUGCGGCUAUGUGAUCAAAUAUUUAGUUUUUAAAGCACAUGUCCGGACCUAACAGGGUUUUUCUUUUGGUAAUCUUUUUAAGUUUGUUUAUAAAAACAGCUGUUUGCAGAUGAUAUGAUUCUCUCUGUAACCUCUGACAAAUGUCUUGAGGCCCAUUUUAAUUUGUAUAAUUAAUGAAAAACUGUAUGCUAAAUGCGCAUGCGUGACAAUCAUUUUCUCAGGUUGAGAGGGCUGCAGCUUUAGUUUUGCCGUAGAUGACUGCGUUGGGUAUGUGAGUGGUGCGCCUGACUGCGAGUGCACGUUUCCUGGAUUAAACUCCCUUUAGAAUACAGUUAAACUCUGCUGAAGACAUUUGCUGAAUCCACACAGGAGGGAACAAUGCCAUUGUUUCUGGCUACUUUUUUAUAGUUCAAGUACAACAACAGACAUUUUGUUUUAAAUGAAUAUAUAUGAUUGGUAUACUGUACCAUUUUCCAAACCACAUAACUGGAAAUAAGAAGUUAACAUUUUUCUCCAAUAAGAAAUACUUUUAAGAUCACAAUCAUUGAGUAAACAAUACAUCUAUUGAGUACUUUUAGCGCAAUAAAGACUGUAGAGUGACUGAU